GGCCUUAGUCCGAUGGGGUUAAUUAAAUGCAUUUUCCCACCAGCAAAUCAUUGUAUGUCACAGGAAACCUCUCAUUCUAUAGAUCAGACUAAACUGGACAAUAUGACAAAAUAUGUAAGGAGCCGUUUUAUUGCACUGGCCAUUGACUAAAUCACACUAAGAAUGGACAACAAAAGUAGUUGUAGGUCGAUGAAUAAAAGCAUAUCUUUCUAAGCUGAGUCAAAGCAAACCUGCUCGAGUCACAUCUGUUAAAAGGACAUUGCAUGGCGGUCGUUCUACUAAAGAUACCAGUAAUGUACCAGAAAGCACCGCCGAUAAAUAGGGGCACAGUGAGGUCACGCUAUCGCCAUACCGAUCUGCACGCUGCAGGCUUCUGCACGAAGCCCAAAUAUGUACAUCCUCCUUGUAGUAAAACGACUUGGCUGUGCUUGUGCGUGUGUAAGCACUCGGCGUGUUUAUAAGGAUUUUUUUUUCCUCGUUCAUUCAUAAAUGUUUUCCGUGGCAGCCUCGGUCGACGUGGUGAUUGGCUGCGCCCGGCUCUUGCCAGCCCCUUGUGGAUCAGUGCAGCGAGAAGGCAUGUAAUUGACAGAGUCACGUGUGCUCGAGGGGCCAGCGAGCUGAGAGCCGGGAGAAGGGAGCAACACAAGAGGGAGAGCACGCUAGACCAUGCGAGCUAAAUUCGGGAGCGCUUCAAAUCAGGAUGUUACAUUGAUGCUACAGAUCACCCCCAGCAAAAAGGAAACUUUUCACCUUUCGUUUCUACAGCAGGAGGCGUCAUGGCCGAAGGAGGGGCUGCCAGAGGUACAAGAGAAGAGCAGGGGAAGCUGCCAGAGCAAGAAGAAGAGGAGGAGGAGGACCCCCAGGUUCUGCUUGGCUCAGGCCAUUGCAAGUGGUUCAAUGUACGGAUGGGCUUCGGUUUCAUAUCUAUGACUAGCCGGGAGGGAAGUCCCUUGGAAAACCCUGUUGAUGUUUUUGUCCACCAAAGCAAACUGUACAUGGACGGAUUUAGAAGCUUGAAAGAAGGAGAACCAGUAGAAUUUACCUUUAAGAAAUCUUCCAAAGGGUUUGAGUCAUUACGGGUAACAGGCCCAGGAGGAAACCCAUGUUUAGGAAGUGAAAGACGACCCAAGGCAAAGACCGUUCAAAAAAGAAAACCAAAGGGGGAUAGAUGCUAUAACUGUGGUGGCCUUGAUCAUCAUGCAAAAGAAUGUAAUCUACCUCCGCAGCCAAAAAAGUGCCAUUACUGUCAAAGCACAAUGCACAUGGUAGCUAACUGCCCACACAAAAUAGUUCCACAGCAUCCAACAACUUCUCAGGGAAGAUAUGAAGCAGAACCACAGCCUUCAACUUCAUCUUUUCAGAGAGAAGGGGGAGGGGCGUUUGACUAUUCAUCUCCAUCUUAUUCUCAGGAGGGAAGAUCAGAGCUCUCAGAACGUUCAAGCAGGUUGCCACAAGAAGCUUCCUUAAGUAAGAUAUCUACAUCGCCUGAAGAACAAAGCAGAAAGGGGCCUUCUGUUCAAAAAAGAAAAAAAACUUAAGGCUUUGUCCUGGUGUUUCCCUUUAACUUCACCCUUUCUGGGAAGUUCUACCUCAUACAAAUACAGGGGAAGUCAUUUCAUUUAUUGCAACUGACCAGGAAUUUUAACUACUGUUAAGAAACUGUGAAUUUAAGAAAAAAAGCAAAAAAGCAAAAUCAUGAAAUGGACAAAUCACUCCAAGCAAAAUUAAAAUGCAGGGUGUUUUUCUAUAUUUUAUUUUCUAAUUAUUUUGUGUUUUCAUAUCUGUAUAACAUUUUGCCCUUAAUACAUAUCACAUUAUAAUUUGAAGGAAAAAGGCAUCUUUGAUAUAAUUGUGUGUGUCUAUAUACACAUAUAUACAAAAUAAAGGUGCACAUACUGUAGCACACACCAGGAAAUGGCAAUUCCCUGAGUGAUAACAUAGAUAACAUGAAAAUGGCUCUCCAAUCAGAACUAUUAAAAAAGCAAAAGGGAGUCACAGUUAUAAAGGCUUGUUUAACAUUUUCAUUGGGAUAGAAGCAGGAAUAUUACUGGCGGUCCACCUAAAUAAGGCCCCGUACAAAUGUUGCAACUACAGCUUAGAUAAUCAGGCUUUCCAUAUUCAUUGUUUUUAAUUGUUACUUUUUUUUGUUAAACACUCCUGAAAUUAAUUUUUUUAUUUUUACUGUCAAAAUGUUAUUGUGUACACAAAGUUUAUAAGAUUGUUGGGUUUUUUGCACCAUCUCUAUCAAUCCUUCCUAAACAGGAGGGGGUUUUCCUGCCCCUGACCUUUUUGAACCUUCGGAGUUCUAACUGAGCAAUAUAUUGAGCCAAAUAUGCUUAAGGUGUCUUUAAAUAUUAUGUUCACAUAUAAAAGAUCAAAAAGAGACAAUGAAUGAUUAUCUUCUGUGAUGUUGUAUCAUAUCCUGUAUUAAUUAUAGUGUGUACUAGAUGAAAACAAUGCAAAAAACAUCACAGUUGUAUUGAAGUCACAUUGGCAUAAUUUCUAAAAAAAUGAAUCUUGGCAGUGGCAACAACACAAUUUUCAUGUUAUUUAGCUUAAACAUGGUCUUUGGGGACCAUU
This is a messenger RNA of Xenopus laevis (African clawed frog), 2580 nucleotides long. It is a transcript of the gene lin28b.S, whose product is annotated as lin-28 homolog B S homeolog. Gene Ontology annotation, molecular function: mRNA binding; nucleic acid binding; zinc ion binding. The transcript is spliced from 4 exons. Lineage: Eukaryota; Metazoa; Chordata; Amphibia; Anura; Pipidae. Gene Ontology annotation, cellular component: cytoplasm; nucleolus; nucleus. Gene Ontology annotation, biological process: negative regulation of gene expression; pre-miRNA processing. Bases 777 to 1538 code for a protein of 253 amino acids. The record is from RefSeq and is a predicted model, not a curated record.